Molecule: messenger RNA, 1428 nt
Organism: Lycium ferocissimum
Lineage: Eukaryota; Viridiplantae; Streptophyta; Magnoliopsida; Solanales; Solanaceae
Product: probable indole-3-pyruvate monooxygenase YUCCA10
Exons: 4
Coding region: 124-1284 (386 amino acids)
Molecular function (GO): N,N-dimethylaniline monooxygenase activity; flavin adenine dinucleotide binding; NADP binding
Source: RefSeq, a predicted model, not a curated record
UUUAUCCUUUGUGAGAACCAUACAUAUCCUAUAUAUUUGUCUAAAUUCCCCUUUUUCAAUUUCGUUGCAUUUUUCUUUUCCAACAUACUCAAAAAAAUCUUCUCUUUCUCUGAGAAAAAUCCAAUGGCUAAUUUUGUAAAGGAAGAAGUUGAAGUUGUUAUUGUAGGAGCUGGUCCAUCAGGUUUAGCUGUUUCAGCUUGUUUAAACAAAUUGUUCAUCAAAAAUAUUGUGCUAGAAAAAGAAGACUGUUGUGGCUAUUUGUGGAAGAAAAAGACUUAUGAUAGACUUCACUUGCAUUUAUCUAAAGAUUUUUGUUCAUUGCCUUUUAUGCCACAUGCAACUUCAUCACCAAAGUACUUGUCCAAAAAUGAAUUUAUUCAAUACUUAGAUGAGUAUGUUGAAAACUUUAACAUCAAACCAAAAUUCCAACGUUGUGUUGAAUUAGCCUUUUUCAACAAAGAAGAGAAAAAAUGGAAUGUCAAUGCUACAAAUGUGGUUAAUGGGGAAAAGGAAUUUUAUGCUUGUGAUUUCUUGGUUUUGGCUACUGGUGAAAACAAUGAGGCCUAUAUCCCAAAAGGGCUAGGGCUUGAAAAUUUCAAAGGAGAAAUUAUUCAUUCAAGUGAGUACAAAUCUGGCCAAAAGUAUGAAGAAAAAGAAGUUUUGGUUGUGGGAUCUGGAAAUUCUGGCAUGGAGAUUGCUUAUGAUCUUUCAAAUUAUGUUAGUCACAGUUCAAUUGUUGUUAGAAGCCCAAUUCAUGUUCUAACAAGGGAGAUGGUGUAUACUGGAAUGAUGUUGCUAAAAUAUCUACCAGUAUCUUUGGUUGAUACUAUGAUUGCAAAGUAUGCCAAGUUUACAUUUGGAAAUUUGGCAGAAUUUGGAAUACCACAACCAGAAGAAGGCCCAUUUUAUGUGAAACUCUCAGAAGGUAGAUCCCCAGUAAUUGAUGUUGGUGCCAUUGACAAGAUUAAACUUGGAGAGAUUAAGGUACUUCCUGGAAUAUCAAAAAUAAAGGAACAUACAGUAGUCUUUGACAAUGGGGAAGAACACCAAUUUGAUGCAAUCAUUUUUGCUACGGGUUACAAGAAUGUAGCUACCAAAUGGCUUAAGGAUCAUAGCUCUAUAUUUCUUGAUGAUGGAACGUUGAUAAAUGAAUUUCCAAAUCAUUGGAAAGGAGAGAAUGGCCUCUACUGUGCAGGUUAUUCAAAAAAAGGGAUAGCUGGUAUAUCAAUGGAUGCAAAAUCUAUAGUCGAAAAUAUCAAGGUGGUUAGAGGAGAGAAAAUCUAGAGAUCCUUUUUAUUAUUAUAUCAGACUGUUGUUAAAUUUAGCUAGAACCUAAAGUCUUGUUUGUUUUAGUGUGUUUUUGUUGGAGUCUAGCUUCUAUUACCAAAUAAAUUUGAUGGAUCUUUAUGAUUGGUUGUUUUUGUUUGA